This is a messenger RNA of Penicillium riverlandense, 243 nucleotides long. RefSeq lists its product as uncharacterized. NCBI's taxonomy places the organism in Eukaryota, Fungi, Ascomycota, Eurotiomycetes, Eurotiales, Aspergillaceae. Bases 1 to 243 code for a protein of 80 amino acids. The record is from RefSeq and is a predicted model, not a curated record. The transcript is spliced from 3 exons.
AUGGAUAAGAUCUCUGGUCUCGCGUCGAAGCUUGGUGGCGGCAGCAAGGCCUCCGGCUCGAGCUCAAGCUCGGGUAAUGAAGACUAUGUCGACAAGGCCCUUGGCCAGGCUGAGAGCAAGUUCAGCGGCGGCAAGGCCGACCCCGCGAAGAUGCGUGACACCAACGAGAAAAUCACCGACACUGCCCGUGAGCAGUUUGAGAAGGCUACCGGAAAGAAUGUUCCGGACAAGGUCUCGAACUAG